This is a messenger RNA of Cladophialophora bantiana CBS 173.52, 447 nucleotides long. RefSeq lists its product as uncharacterized. Bases 1 to 447 code for a protein of 148 amino acids. Lineage: Eukaryota; Fungi; Ascomycota; Eurotiomycetes; Chaetothyriales; Herpotrichiellaceae. The transcript has 2 exons. The record is from RefSeq and is a predicted model, not a curated record.
AUGUUGAAUGCUUUAAGAAGGCCGCCGAUCUAUCUCGAGCCGAAUUUCUCGAUCGCAUUCAGCCACUUACUUAGCAGAUCGCGAGUGGAAGGAGCUUACCACUACGAACAUCGUAGAUCGCCGAAGUCACAAGAGGAAAUCGACCCAAUAUUCGACGACAUGUAUUACAAUGCGGGAUCUGUACCUUUCAGCCCUCAAGGAGGCCCACGACACCGCUUGCUGAGGAAAGAAAUGCCCCCGGUGGAGAGUGACGGUCCUGAUGAUACCAAUGAACGGAGUAUGUUCGAGGAGCAUCUUCCCAACGAUGCGGCUGAGGAGAAGUUGAACGAUAGAGAUCAUCUGAGCAAGAUGCUGGAAAUGUGGUGCACCGACAAGGUAAUGCCUCUUCCAAACUUUCCCCCUGCCUUCUUACCGUCUUCGUCCCCCGAGCAACCGGUAUUGCCAUAA